CCCAUAACAACCGACCCCAUAACAACCGACCCUAAAUCGACCGAUCCCAUAUCGGCCCACGAAGAUUUUGCCUACAGCGCCCCCAAGCGGCCGGCACUCUAUAGGACGCUGCCUCUCCUCCUCCUCCUCCUCUCCAACCCCAUAUCGGCCGACCCCAUAACAACCGACCCCAAAUCGACCGAUCCCAUAUCGGCCCACGAAGAUUUUGCCUACAGCGCCCCCAAGCGGCCGACGGUGCGAAUUACAUCGGGUUCCAUCCGGGGCCUUUUGCUCCCUGCCGGCUCUUCCACGGCCGCCGCCUUUUUAGGGAUCCCAUACGCCGUCCCCCCUUUAGGAUCCCUCCGUUUCCGUCCCCCGAUCCCGAUCCCAAAACCUUGGCCUGGUAUCCGAGAUGCGGAUUCUCAACCUUUCGCCUGUUAUCAAAUGAUAGACACCACUUUUCCGGGUUUUCAAGGCUCCGAGAUGUGGAAUCCUAAUAGGGAAAUGAGCGAGGAUUGCCUUUAUCUCAACGUCUGGACCCCAAAAAGGCGACCCUAUAAAGCUCCCGUGAUGGUUUGGAUUUAUGGGGGUGGUUUUUACAGCGGUUCUGUUUCCCUGGAUGUUUACGACGGGCGUUUUUUAGCCGUGGCUGAGGAUGCUGUCGUGAUAUCCAUGAAUUAUCGCGUGGGAUCUUUAGGGUUUUUAGCUUUGCCGGGUCAUCGGGACGCACCGGGUAACGUGGGUUUAUGGGAUCAACGCCUGGCUUUGCAAUGGAUCAAGGAAAACGUCGAGGUUUUUGGGGGGGAUCCCAAUCUGGUGACCCUAUUUGGCGAAAGCGCCGGUGCUGCUUCUGUAGGAUUUCAUCUUUUAUCACCCUACAGCCAAGGGUUGUUUAAUAGGGCCGUCCUUCAAAGCGGUUCCCCCAAUGGACCCUGGGCGAGUAUCGGGGCGGCCGAGGGGAAAAGGAGGGCGAUGCUUUUAGGGCGGGUUGUAGGGUGCCCUUAUGGGAACGAGACGGAAUUAUUGGGGUGUUUAAGGGGGAAGGAACCUGGGGAGCUUUUAGAAGGGGAAGGGAUGGUGAUGCCACCCCAAAGCGUUUUUAGGUUCGCUUUCGUUCCCGUGGUGGACGGGGAGUUUUUGGUCGAUAAUCCCGAAGUGGUUUUAGGGGGUUAUGGGGUCGGUUUUGGGGUUGGGGGUCACGGGGUUGAGCGUCAUGAGGCUGAGGGUUAUGGGGUCGGUUAUGGGGUCGGUUAUGGGGUCAGGGGAGGGAGGGAGGAGGUUGGGGCUGAGGGUUAUGGGGUGAAGGAAGGGGUUGAGGGCGGUUAUGGGGUCGGGGAAGGUUAUGGGGCUGAGGGUUAUGGGGUCAGUGGGUUGUCUGGUGGGGUGAAGAUGGCUUCCAGACCCCAAAGGGACGAGGCGUCACUCGAUGAUUAUGGGAUGGAGGAGGGUUAUGGGGUCAAGGAGGGUUAUGGGGUGAAGGAAGGUUAUGGGGUGAAGGGUUCAUCGGAUUCUUAUGGGGCCAAGACGUCCUCCAGGCCCCACAGAGAUGAGGCGUCACCCGAUGGUUAUGGGGCCAAGGAGGGCUAUGGGGUCAAGGAUGGUUACGGGGUCAAGGAUGGUUACGGGGUCAAGGAGGGCUAUGGGGUCAAGGAGGGCUAUGGGGUCAAGGAGGGCUAUGGGGCCAAGGAGGGCUAUGGGGUGAGGGGCUCCUCGGAUUCUUAUGGGGCCAAGCCGUCCUCCGGACCCCACAAAGAGGUGGAGGUUCUCCUUGGGGCCGUGAGAGACGAAGGUUCCUAUUUCUUAGUUUACGGGGUCCCGGGUUUCGGGAAAGAUAACGAGAGCCUGAUCAGCAGAGAAGAAUUUUUAGGGGGGGUGAGGAUGGGGGUCCCGCAAGCCAACGAUUUGGCGGCCGAAGCCGUGAUCCUGCAUUACACCGACUGGUUGGACGCCGACAACCCCAUAAAAAACAGGGAGGCUUUGGACGACAUCGUGGGGGAUCACAACGUCGUUUGCCCCCUGAUGGCCUUCGCCCAGCGUUGGGCUCAGGGGGGGGGCAAAGUUUACGCUUAUCUUUUCGAUCAUCGAGCCUCGACUUUAUUAUGGCCGUCCUGGAUGGGGGUCCCGCACGGUUAUGAAAUCGAAUUCGUUUUCGGACAACCUUUGGAUCCACAGAAAAAUUACACUGGGGAGGAGGUGGAGCUGAGCAGGAGGAUCAUGCGGUACUGGGGGAACUUCGCACGCACGGGUGACCCUAACGGGGGGGUCGGGGGUCCCGUCUGGCCUCCCUACACGCCGUCGGGUCAGCGCUACGCCCACCUCAACGCCCGGCCCCUGGCUGUAGGGCAGGGAUUGAGAACCCAAAUCUGCGCCUUCUGGACCCGAUUCCUGCCCAAGCUGCUCAACGCCACCGGUCCUCCGGAAGACGCGGAACGCGAAUGGCGGCUGGAAUUCCACCGCUGGAGUUCCUACAUGGGCCGCUGGAGGACUCAGUUCGAGCACUACAGUCGGCAGCAGCCCUGCGCCACGCUCUGAGACACCCCAACAACACCCGGAGGUGUCACCGACACCCGGACCUGUCACCUACAACGUCCCCAACACCGUCACUGAUACCUGGAGCUGUCACCAACACCGUCACCGACACCCAGAGCUGUCACCUACAAUGUCCCAACACCGUCACCAACACCCGGACCUGUCCCCAACACUGUCACCGACACCCAGAGCUGUCACCUACAAUGUCCCAACACCGUCACCAACACCCGGACCUGUCCCCAACACUGUCACUGACACCUGGAGCUGUCAACAACAACGUCCCCAACACCGUCACUGAUACCCAGAGGUGUCACCAACACCCGGACCUGUCCCCAACACCGUCACCAACACCUGGAGCUGUCACCAACAACACCCAGAGGGUCCCCAACACCCAGAGCUGUCAGCUACAAUGUCCCCAACACCUGGAGCCAUCCUCAGUGUUGUCACUUCCCCCAACACCCGGACCUGUCCCCAACACCUGGAGAUGUCACCCACUCCUGGACCUGUC
Messenger RNA from Phasianus colchicus (ring-necked pheasant), 3016 nucleotides. NCBI's taxonomy places the organism in Eukaryota, Metazoa, Chordata, Aves, Galliformes, Phasianidae. The record is from RefSeq and is a predicted model, not a curated record.